Molecule: messenger RNA, 5749 nt
Organism: Rhinopithecus roxellana (golden snub-nosed monkey)
Lineage: Eukaryota; Metazoa; Chordata; Mammalia; Primates; Cercopithecidae
Gene: RNF19A
Product: ring finger protein 19A, RBR E3 ubiquitin protein ligase
Exons: 10
Coding region: 1754-4270 (838 amino acids)
Biological process (GO): positive regulation of proteasomal ubiquitin-dependent protein catabolic process; protein polyubiquitination; ubiquitin-dependent protein catabolic process
Cellular component (GO): cytoplasm; ubiquitin ligase complex
Molecular function (GO): ubiquitin conjugating enzyme binding; zinc ion binding; ubiquitin protein ligase activity
Source: RefSeq, a predicted model, not a curated record
CUUUUAAACUCUUAGAUUGUAAACUAUCUCUGUCACUUUAGAAACCCCUUAAGUUUCCCUGUCUCACUUAAAAUAAAAGCCAAAGUCCUUACAGUGGCCUUAACCCCACACAACCUGGCAUUCUCAUGCAUCUCAGAUAGUCUUUGCCUUGCUCAUUUAUUUUCAGUGAUAUUAGGGCCUCCUGGCUGUUCCUUGAGCAUACCAGACCCAUUCCUCCCUUAGGGCCUUUGCAGUGGCUGUUCUGUGCCUUGGAUGCUCUUUCCCCAGAUUUCCACAUAGCUAACACCUCCUUUACCUCCUUUAGGUCUGUGCUAAAUGCCACCCUUUCAAUGAGACUCUGAUCAUCCUGUUUAAAAUAGUAAUCAGCACCACACAGACACUGAUCUCCUUUCUUCUGCCAAACUUUUUCCCCACCUUUUAGUAGAGAAGAAUAUUAAAAUAUUUAGACGAUAUUUAGAAAAUUGUAAACUUGUAUAUAAGAGCAUGGAGUAACUUUUAGUAAUGGUUAUUUAUAGUUACUGACCUAGAAUGAUUGUGGAGAUAAGAUAGGAGUUGGGCCUUGAAAGAGGAGUAGGACUAGCACAGAAGAUGGAAAAGAAUACUCUAGGCAGAGACAAAGGCUUAGGAAAAUUCAUAGAGGUGAAACUAUGUAUGUUUUGUUAAGAUAUUUAACAAAUAGGUCAGUUGGCUAAAGUGUGGGGUUUUUAUGUAGAACAGUGAGAAACUGAGGUUGGACUGUGGAGGGCUUUUAAUGCCACAGGAAGCUUGAAAUUUAUUUUUCAUCUCGGGGAAACCAGUGGAAAUUUGUAAGCAGACUUUAACAAAGAGGGUGAUGUGGUAAUUUGAAUACCAGGUGAUUAAUGAAGGCCUAGUCUAGGCAGUAAGAUAGUAGGAACACUGAGCCUUUAGCUCUGCCACUUUAGCUGUGUGGGUAAGUCACAUCUCUAGACCAGUGCUGUGUGGUAGAACUUUCUGUGGUGAAGGAAAUGUUCUAGACCUGUUCAGUCCAGUAUGGUAGCCAAUAGCCUAUGGUUGUAGAGCAUUUGAAAUGUGACUAGCACAACUGAGGAACUAAAAUUUAAUUUUAAAUUAAAUAGCCUCGUGUGACUAGUGGUGGUACAUCGAACCUAGUAGCUCUAAGCUUCAGUUUUCUCACUUACAAAAUAGGUUAGAUUAGAAUGCUAGUGUCACUAGAAAGAUAGGUUUCACAGACACAUAAAAUUGGUGCAGCCUCUUGAGAAGAGCAAGUAAGUAUAUGAGCACAUGGACUUUUACAUGGCUAGUUUUUUCGUGUGUGUGAAAUAGGUCCAGAAUUUGUAGCCUUUUCACUCUGUAUCUUCUUGACUUACUUAAAGACCCACUCUGUCUUUUGAUGGCUACUUUUUCAAAUUAGUCUUUGGAUUACUGUCUCCCAGGAGUUGACUAGUUAAAUAUCUGAUACAUCUAAUUUAAUAGUCUGUUUUAGAAUUGUAGUUAAACUAAUUAUGUUGCUUUUGUAUUUUAUUUUUUAAUUCUUUUGUAUUUCAUUUUUUUCAGAGACAGGGUCUCACUGUGUCACCCAGGGUGGAAUGCCUUGGUGUGAUCAUAGCUCACUGCAGCCUGGAAUUCCUGGGUUCAAGCAACCGUGCCACCUCAACCUCCCAAGUAGCUGGGACUACAGAACAUCUGUGAUAACAGUCUUCUGUAAAUCCAACUUUCGAAGAAUUCUCUGAAAGAACCAAGUAGAAUAUUCUUACAUCAUGACUUACUCUGAAUGCAAGAACAAGAAAUAGGUUUUAUCUCUAAAUAUAAUGAAGGGCUGUGUGUAAACACUGACCCUGACUCAAUUCUAACAAGCAUUUUAGACAUGAGUUUACAUCGGCAAAUGGGUUCAGAUCGAGAUCUUCAGUCCUCUGCUUCAUCUGUGAGCUUGCCUUCAGUCAAAAAGGCACCCAAGAAAAGAAGAAUUUCAAUAGGCUCCCUGUUUCGGAGGAAAAAAGAUAGCAAACGUAAAUCAAGGGAGCUAAAUGGCGGGGUGGAUGGAAUUGCAAGUAUUGAAAGUAUACAUUCUGAAAUGUGUACUGAUAAGAACUCCAUUUUCUCUACAAAUACCUCUUCUGACAAUGGAUUAACUUCCAUCAGCAAACAAAUUGGAGACUUCAUAGAGUGCCCUUUGUGCCUUUUGCGGCAUUCUAAAGACAGAUUUCCUGAUAUAAUGACUUGUCAUCAUAGAUCUUGUGUGGAUUGCUUACGACAAUAUUUAAGGAUAGAAAUCUCUGAAAGUAGAGUUAAUAUUAGUUGCCCAGAAUGUACUGAACGGUUUAAUCCCCAUGAUAUUCGCUUGAUAUUAAGUGAUGAUGUCUUGAUGGAAAAAUACGAAGAAUUUAUGCUUAGACGGUGGCUUGUUGCAGAUCCUGAUUGCAGGUGGUGUCCAGCUCCAGAUUGUGGAUAUGCUGUGAUAGCAUUUGGAUGUGCCAGCUGUCCAAAAUUAACUUGUGGGCGAGAGGGCUGUGGAACAGAGUUUUGCUACCACUGUAAACAGAUUUGGCACCCCAACCAGACCUGUGAUGCUGCUCGACAAGAGAGAGCCCAGAGCUUACGUUUGAGAACUAUACGUUCUUCAUCCAUUAGUUAUAGUCAAGAGUCUGGAGCAGCAGCUGAUGAUAUAAAGCCAUGUCCACGAUGUGCUGCUUAUAUAAUAAAGAUGAAUGAUGGGAGCUGCAAUCACAUGACAUGUGCUGUUUGUGGUUGUGAGUUUUGUUGGUUGUGUAUGAAGGAGAUCUCAGAUUUACAUUAUCUAAGUCCAUCAGGAUGUACUUUUUGGGGGAAGAAACCCUGGAGCCGAAAGAAGAAAAUAUUGUGGCAGCUGGGAACACUGGUUGGUGCUCCUGUCGGAAUCGCUUUAAUAGCUGGCAUUGCUAUUCCUGCAAUGAUUAUUGGCAUUCCUGUGUAUGUGGGCCGCAAGAUUCACAAUCGCUAUGAAGGCAAGGAUGUUUCAAAGCACAAACGGAAUUUGGCCAUAGCAGGUGGUGUAACGUUGUCUGUAAUCGUGUCUCCAGUGGUAGCUGCGGUGACUGUAGGUAUUGGUGUUCCUAUUAUGUUAGCUUAUGUCUAUGGCGUUGUUCCCAUUUCUCUUUGUCGAAGUGGAGGUUGUGGAGUCUCAGCAGGCAAUGGAAAAGGAGUCAGGAUUGAAUUUGAUGAUGAAAAUGAUAUAAAUGUUGGUGGAACUAACACAGCUGUAGACACAACAUCAGUAGCAGAAGCAAGACACAACCCGAGCAUAGGGGAGGGAAGUGUUGGUGGGCUGACUGGCAGUUUGAGUGCAAGUGGAAGCCACAUGGAUCGAAUAGGAGCCAUCCGAGACAACCUGAGUGAAACGGCCAGCACCAUGGCACUAGCUGGAGCCAGUAUAACGGGGAGUCUGUCAGGAAGUGCCAUGGUAAACUGUUUUAACAGGUUGGAAGUACAAGCAGAUGUACAGAAAGAACGGUACAGUCUAAGUGGAGAAUCUGGCACAGUCAGCUUGGGAACAGUUAGUGAUAAUGCCAGCACCAAAGCAAUGGCAGGAUCCAUUCUGAAUUCCUACAUCCCAUUGGACAAAGAAGGCAACAGUAUGGAAGUGCAAGUAGAUAUUGAGUCAAAGCCAUCCAAAUUCAGGCACAACAGUGGAAGCAGUAGUGUGGAUGAUGGCAGUGCCACCCGAAGUCAUGCUGGUGGUUCAUCCAGUGGCUUGCCUGAAGGUAAAUCUAGUGCCACCAAGUGGUCCAAAGAAGCAACAGCAGGGAAAAAAUCAAAAAGUGGUAAAUUGAGGAAAAAGGGUAACAUGAAGAUAAAUGAGACAAGAGAGGACAUGGAUGCACAGUUGUUAGAACAACAAAGCACGAACUCAAGUGAAUUUGAGGCUCCAUCCCUCAGUGACAGUAUGCCUUCUGUAGCAGAUUCCCACUCUAGUCAUUUCUCUGAAUUUAGUUGUUCUGACCUAGAAAGUAUGAAAACUUCUUGUAGUCAUGGUUCCAGUGAUUAUCACACCCGCUUUGCUACUGUUAACAUUCUUCCUGAGGUAGAAAAUGACCGUCUGGAAAAUUCCCCACAUCAGUGUAGCAUUUCUGUGGUUACCCAAACUGCUUCCUGUUCAGAAGUUCCACAGUUGAAUCAUAUUGCUGAAGAACAUAGUAAAAAUGGAAUAAAACCUAAUGUUGAUUUAUAUUUUGGUGAUACACUAAAAGAAACAAAUAACAACCACUCACAUCAGACAAUGGAAUUAAAAGUUGCAAUUCAGACUGAAAUUUAGGCCCAUAAAUGCUGCAAAAUAAUUACCACUGUACAACUGUGUUUCGAGCUGGUUGAACUACAUGUGACUUCUUAAGUUUCAGGUUACCAGCAAAAGCCAGGUUUCAUUAUCAUUUUCUGUGUUCAGCAAGGCAUUGUGUGUCAUGUGGAUCUUAGUUACCAAACUAUGAAAUGAAGGCUUUAAAAGUGCAUUAUUUUAAGGAUAAUAAAUUUGAAGAGCAAAGCAUGUUUUGUGUGUUUGCCACAAAACAUUGCUUGAAGCACAUGCUUAGAUAGAAAUUGGUCUUAAUUUAUAAUCAAUAUAAAAUACUAAUGCAAUUCUACAGCAUUCAAAUGAAAACUUGAGGCUUUAGGGAUAAGUGGUUAGUGAUAUUUUAUUGAAACCACUAAGAGAUAAGUUUAAAGGAACUGCAUAGGUUACUCUCAGUAUAUGAUACUCUUUGUAACAUUUCUAUUUAUAUCUGGGUAUAAAUUUCAUUUUUUUUCUUCAUAUGCAAUGUGGUUAUAUAAAGCUUAAAGCAGCUCAUUUGCUACCAUUUGGAUACUUAGACACUUUGAGCAAGAUUGUGGCAGUUUUUGCACAACUUUGAAAUAGAAAUACCUGGUACUCUAUCUUGUAUAUUGUUGAUGCCAUCUUAGAGGAAAAAUGUAAAGGUAAGUAAGCAUAUGACAGCAACAAAUAAGAUAUAUAAAACUACAAAAUAAAGUCCCAUUAGGUUAUAAGUAUUACAAAAAAACCACCUUUCUCUAAGGGGAAAUUUGUACCCCAUUGAUUCUUGGUGCCUUUGGGUUUGACUGGGUUUUAAUGGCCUAGUUAUUUGAGGAUUUUGCUGUGUUGUUUUCCAUGUCUUCUCUGGUCACCUUGGAUUAUAUAGAAAAAUACAGGAAAUAGAUAAACAUGAAUGUGAUUAAUAAUAAUGCUGAAAAAGUAUUAGCCUACCAAAGACACACUCAGGCUUUAGUGAAUAACUUUACAUAACCUCAAUUUUUAACACAUGCGUAUCUUCUCCAACCAUGAAAUCAAAGCACGGUGCAGAGCUUGUACCAAGUACAAAAGGUCCAUGUAUGAUUAGCAUUAUUUUCUUUUGCUUUUGUUUAUGGACAAUGUUCAGCUGACAUAAGCAGAAGUUGGCCAAAAUACUGCCUGUACUGUUAAUUUCCUGUAUAAUUCACUUAAAUAAAAGCAGGUUAACCUCAAUGAUAGCAGUUAAAAUGUUCUAUCUUAUGUAUUUCUUUUAAGUAUUACCAUUAUGGUGCUACUGAGCGUUUUCUUUUGGUAAAAAGAAAAAUGCCAUGGGCUGCAGUCUUCUUCCAUCACUUUUCCUUACCAGGUCCAUUAAUAUGCUUAUAACACUAGUGCCAGUUAUUUUAUUUGAUAAUGCUUAUGGUAUUUGUAUAUUUGUUUGCAUUCCAAUUUUGUUUAAUAAUGAGUGUGUAAACUGCAUACAUUAAAUAAAUGUAAAUACUAAUGUGUUGCUGC